UUUACAUUUGUAGGAUACAUCUCCACUCUGUCAAGCCAAGAAGACAACAACACGACCCACCCGACAACAACCACAUUAAACAAGGGUGCUCGGUUAGGGCAAAUAACCGGUAAUGAGAGGACACACUUGUUUAUAACGACUCUAGGAGCAGAAAUGCACAAGGUGGAGAUGUGGCUCAUUGGUUUGUCUACUGAGGAGUGUGACAGCGUCUUAAAGGGCUCCUGUGGGGCUUUGUGUAUCUAAGACGUGUGGAGGCAGACGGACAAGGAGCGGCAGCAUCUUCCAACACCUUUGUCCUCACAAAUGUAGGCUUGACAGCGCAGGAUGGGUCUACCUGUGGACAGCCCAGACAGAAAUGAUGAUGCACAUAAAUAUGAGCAGCAAGGAGAAGGAGAGGAUGGCAAAAGCCAAACUAAAGCCUGCACCCGCACCCCGCCGCCCAUUAACAAGAAGAGGAGUAAAAGCAAGAAGAGACUGUGGAUCAACAUCACCAACUGCAAAUAUGAAAGUGUGCGGCGUGCUGCUUGUAGAUACGGCCUCAGGGAGGCGAUGGAGGGUGACGACUGGACACUUUUCUGGACCGACUGCUCUGUGUCUCUAGACCGUGUUAAAGACAUGAAGCUUUACCAGAAAAUAAACCAUUUCCCAGGGAUGAGUGAGAUCUGUCGCAAAGAUUUACUGGCAAGAAAUAUGAACCGUAUGCUCAAGCUUUUCCCCAAAGACUACAAUAUCUUCCCCAGAACGUGGUGCCUUCCUGCAGAUUAUAGUGACUUCCAAGCUCACAACAGGGCCAAAAAGAGCAAGACAUAUAUCUGUAAGCCCGAUACCGGUUGCCAAGGCAAAGGCAUCAUCAUCACCAAGUCAAGUAAAGAUAUUCCACCUGGAGAACAUAUGAUCUGCCAGGUUUACAUCUCCAGGCCUUUCAUAAUCGACGGAUACAAAUUCGACAUGCGUAUCUACGUCCUGGUGACAUCAUGUGACCCAUUCAGCAUAUUCAUGUUCAAGGAGGGACUGGCUCGCUUCUGCACCACCAAGUACAACGAACCAACACACGGCAAUGUGGAGGAUGUGUGUAUGCAUCUCACCAACUACUCCAUCAACAAGAACAGCGAGAAUUUUGUCCGUGACGAAGACAAAGGCAGCAAACGAAAGCUGUCCACCAUGAACAAGCUCCUGGAAGCCAUCAGCUGCAACACAGACAAGAUGUGGAAUGACAUUGAGGAUGUGAUCAUAAAGACGAUGAUCUCUGCUCACCCAAUCCUAAAGCAUAAUUACCACACAUGUUUCCCAAACCACACCACCGGCAGUGCCUGCUUCGAGAUCCUGGGCUUUGAUGUGCUGCUUGAUCAACGGCUCAGACCCUGGGUGCUUGAGGUGAAUCACUCCCCAAGUUUUACCACCGACUCGCAGCUUGACCACGAAGUGAAGGACGCGUUGCUGUACGACACCCUGGUUCUCAUCAAUUUAGGCGCUUGCGACCGCCGUAAGAUCACCAAAGAGGAGAGACGUAGGGUGAAGGACAGGCUGCAGCAAAACAGCACCAGAGAGGCCAGGUCGGAGGAGCUACGUCAGUGCCAGGCAGCCACAGUGAAGCAGAUGGAGAAGUAUGAAGCCAAACACCUGGGAGGCUUCAAGAGGAUCUAUCCCAGAGAGGGAGGGGAGAAAUACGACAAGUACUUCAAACACAGCAGCUCGCUGUUUCAGGAGACCGCAGCGUCCAAGGCCAGAGAGGAGUGUUCCAGGCAACAACAGCAGGAGCUGCGUCUGAAGCAGGAGCAGAAGGAGAGAGACCAGAGGGGAGGCCGGAGGAGAGACCUGCAGGGGGAGACGGCGGGGGAGAGAUUCAAACCUCGACGAGCACAAACACAACACCCCCACUCAGAUUCUGACCCACAGCCACUCCCUCUGUCCAGUGUUUCAGUGGAUCCAGAAGCUACAGAAGUCAGAGAGGAGAAGCAGGAGGAGGAGGAGAAGGAGGCAGACAUGGAGGAGCGCGUCAACGCUACUGAAAAGAAACUACUACAGGAUCUCGGGGUGGUGGACCAGAUCCACCAGCUGCUGCAGGGCCGGACAGACUCAGGGGGAGUCCUGCAGGACGCCUGCAGCCAGCAGCAGAGUAAACAGCCUUAUCAGAGACAACAGAUGAAGUUGGACUCUUUGGCACACUUUUCCCAAAGAACAAAGCAGCAGCCCUGCUCUCAGAUCUCACGGCAGCACAUCCACUCCCACAUGACUCAGCAGUGUCUCCUCCGGCCCACGAUGGAGUCUGAGGCCGAGAGCCACAACAGAGCAGAGGGAGAAACGAGCAGCACCAUCAGUGCCCAGCGAACACACUGGCCAGUCUGUGGCUCUCUGGCUGUCAGGCAGGACACCAGGAGAAGCUCCCUCACCGAUGCCCGGUCCCAUCCCAGCAUCCCGAUCAAAAACCAUCACGUCCCUUUAAGAGGCCUGCGUUACAUGUCCCACGACCCCGCAGCCCUGCAGAGCCUGCUCGUCAUCUCAACUCGCGUCUCCCUGGUCAGGAGGCCUGUCUUCUCUCACAUGGUCCACAACUCCUCCCGCAGAGCCCCCCAACAGCAGCACAGUAAAGGGCAGUAA
This is a messenger RNA of Cottoperca gobio, 2598 nucleotides long. RefSeq names its product tubulin tyrosine ligase-like family, member 6 (gene ttll6). The record is from RefSeq and is a predicted model, not a curated record. The coding region runs from base 325 to 2598 and encodes 757 amino acids. The transcript is spliced from 17 exons. Gene Ontology annotation, biological process: microtubule cytoskeleton organization; protein polyglutamylation. NCBI's taxonomy places the organism in Eukaryota, Metazoa, Chordata, Actinopteri, Perciformes, Bovichtidae. Gene Ontology annotation, cellular component: ciliary basal body. Gene Ontology annotation, molecular function: tubulin binding; tubulin-glutamic acid ligase activity.